This is a messenger RNA of Apaloderma vittatum (bar-tailed trogon), 3297 nucleotides long. Its product is annotated as obscurin-like. Gene Ontology annotation, molecular function: protein binding. The annotation marks the transcript as partial. The record is from RefSeq and is a predicted model, not a curated record. Lineage: Eukaryota; Metazoa; Chordata; Aves; Trogoniformes; Trogonidae. The transcript is spliced from 15 exons.
UGAAGCUGAAAGGUAGCGUCGCUGAGCUCAUCAUCCAUGGUGUAGAGCCCGAUGACUGUGGAGAUUAUACCUGUAGCACGGGAUACGAGAUCACCACAGGUUCUGUGUACGUGCAAGCCAAGAACAGCAUCGUCCAGGGCUUGGAAAAUGUGGAAGCUGUGGAAGGAGGGGAAGCCCUAUUUGAAUGUUACCUUUCCAAGCCCGAGUGCUACAAUUACAACUGGCUGAUUGACGACGAGCCUGCCAAAACCACAGAAAACACUGAGAUGGUUUACUUCGAAAAUGGGCGCAGGCAUCUGCUGCUGCUGAAGAACCUAACUCCCCAGGACAGCUGCAGGGUGACUUUUAUGUGCAGCGACGCGGUGACCUCAGCCUUCCUUACGGUGAAAGGAUGGCGCCUACAAAUCUUGCAGCCUCUCACAGAUGUGGAAGUCUCUCCAGGGCACAAAGCUACGUUCAGCUGUGUUCUAAGUGAAGCUGUGCCAGUUAAUGAAGUCACGUGGUAUAGUAAUGACGUAGAGAUUCAGUCGGGUGAGGACUGGGAAGUCCAAGCAGAUGGAAACAAAUAUAAACUUAUUCUGAAGAAAGCUCAACCCUAUCAUUCUGGAGAGGUGACCUUUGCUUCUAGGGAAGCAAUUGCAUCAGCCAAGCUAUCUGUGAUAGCCCACCCCGAUCCACCAGAAGAACCAGAAGUUUUAAGUAAGGACAGCCACUCUGUAACUCUGUCUUGGUACAAGCCGUUGAGCGACGGCGGUUCUGACAUCCUAGGCUACAACGUGGAGAGGAAAAUCCCAGGUAUUGGCUGGCAGUCCUGCAGCAAGGGCAUUAUUCAAACCACGGAGUUUAUGGUGGACAAUCUCACCCCGGGUGAAACCUACAGAUUCCGCGUCUCGGCUAUAAACAAAGUCGGGGCCAGCGAGCCGGUGCACUUCCCUCAGAUGGUGCGGAUAGAGCCUACAGUUACAGUCACCCAUCCUUUGGUGGGAGGAUCAGUCUCAGAAGGGGAGGUGGCUCGCUUGGAGUUUCCCACAGUGACAAUGCUAAAGGAAGUCGCCAGGGAAGCACCCCCUGCAAGCCAACCAGAAGAGCUCGUGGAUGGCCAUGUCCAGCCCAGCUUGCCCCCUGAGGCUGCUCAGGAGGGAGACCUUCACCUCCUGUGGGAAGCCCUGGCCAAGAAACGCCGGAUGAGCCGGGAGCCCACCUUGGAUUCCAUCAGCGAGGUGCCUGAAGAGGACGAGAAGCUUCAGAAGUUGAGGAGGGAGGAAGCGGAGAUGUCUCACUAUUACUCAGAGGAGUACUCGACGUGCGAUGAGCUAGCUAGGACAGGAGAAGCAGAUUUCUCUUUCACAAGCUCAGAUGAUGAGUCCAGAGCUGGGACUCCUUCACUGGUGAACUACCUCAAGAAAGCUGGGAAGAAAAGUAAAUCCAGUGUGGAGACUGUUGUGGCUGCCCCAGCUGCUAAGCCAGCUGAACCAGAAAUGCCAGAUUUAGAUGAUCCUUCCAUGAACAAGGCUGCUGUGAAGAUCCAAGCUGCUUUCAAAGGCUAUAAAGUCAGGAAAGAGAUCAAGCAGCAAGAGUGCCCAGUGUUUUCUGAGACGUUCAAAGACUUCUCUGGUGAACCUGGAAGCACUCUCCAGCUUGAGUGCGUGGCCCACAGCAAAACUGAUAUGAAAGUCCGUUGGCUGAAAGAUGGGCAAGAGCUUUCAGAUGGUCGCUACUAUCACAUAGACAAUUACAGUGAUGGGACCUGCUCUUUGAUUAUCACUGGCCUCGACAGGAAAGAUGCUGGUAAAUAUACCUGUGAGGCAUCCAAUAAAUUUGGCAAGGUUUCACACAGUGCUAAGGUGGUUAUUGGCACCCAGGAGCCUCAAACAGAGAGCUCGUCUGGCAGUGAGCUGGAUGAUGCUUUCCGUAAAGCAGGAAGGAGACUUCAUAGACUCUUCAGGGCCAAGAUCUCAACAGAGAUAUCCGAUGUGGAGGAAGAGCUCUUUGUCAGUGCGGAUGAAGGGGACAUAGAGGUGGUCGACCAUCAGACGUAUCGUGAGGACGACCAGUACAUCUAUAUCAAGUUCGAAGUCUUGUCUGAGGCAAAAAGUGCUGCUACCCGAUUCAGGGAGAUGUUUGGUGCUCUGGGAAUUCCUGUGGAGAUUGACAUUUUGGAACAAGGUCCUAAAAAAAUUGAAUUGCGGAUUGGCAAAGCAACACCACCUGCACACGGGAAGUUUGCGCCGUCAUUAGUGAGACCUCCACCACCUUUGCUGACUUCUGAUACUGCUCCCAUGUUCAUGACUGAGCUCCAAAACCAAGAGGUGCAGGAUGGAUACCCAGUCAGCUUUGACUGCAUUGUCGUUGGCAAACCACUCCCCACGGUUCGCUGGUUCAAGGAUGGGAAAGCUAUUGAAGAAAAUGAUCACUACAUGAUCAAUGAGGACCAGGAAGGUUGCCAUCAGCUGAUCAUCACUGCGGUGGUCCCCACUGACAUGGGCGUUUACCGUUGCCUUGCUGAAAACAACAUGGGAGUUGCUUCAACCAAGGCUGAGCUUCGCGUGGACUUGACCAGCACGGACUACGAGACAGCAGCAGAUGCGACAGAGACAUCUUCUUACUACAGUGCCAAAGAAUAUAUUUCAAGCCGAGAACAGGAGGAAUCUACCUCUGAGGAGGGACAAUUGCCUCAGAUCUUCGAUGAGCUUCACGAUAUUCACGUGGCACCAGGAGCAUCACUGGCUAAAUUCCACCUGAAGGUGAAAGGGUACCCACAGCCUCGGCUCUAUUGGUUCAAAAAUGGACAACCGUUAAAGGCCUCGGAUCGCAUCCUGAAGACUGAUAAACGGGAAUUCCACUCACUGGAAAUUCGUGACGUCACUAAGGCAGAUGCCGGCCAGUAUUCCACAUUUGUCAUCAACUCUGCUGGUUCUGCGUAUUCGUCUGCCCGGCUGGUAGUCAAAGAUCCUGAUGAGAAAGAAGAGCCAUCAGAAACGGAGCACGAGCAGCUGAUACCACCAAGGUUCCUAGAAAGAUUUACUAAUAAAAAGGUGAAAAAAGGUGCAAGCAUCACAUUGUCAGUGAAAGUUGAAGGACAUCCACCACCAACUAUUACUUGGCUGAAAGAAGAGUCUCGAGAAGACAUCCUGUGGAUCAAACCAGACACUCCUGGGUAUAAGCUUGCCAGUUCCAAUAUGCAUCACAGUCUAAUCCUGUUGGAUGUUAAAAAGAAGUUCAGUGGAGCUUAUACGUGCAUUGCUACCAACAAGGCUGGCCAGUCCAUCUGCACCGCCACCCUGGAAGUUGCAGAUG